This is a messenger RNA of Sclerotinia trifoliorum, 1839 nucleotides long. The record is from the annotation of a GenBank genome assembly. NCBI's taxonomy places the organism in Eukaryota, Fungi, Ascomycota, Leotiomycetes, Helotiales, Sclerotiniaceae.
UAAUACGUUGGGUUCGACAUUUAAGCCCACACCGUCAGUUGGGGGAGAUAUUAAAACCUGCAACGAAAAGUUGUCCCGAGGAAAGCAAAGUUGGAAUCGCAUCUGCGAACCUGCUGGCAUGAGAGAUCCCUUGCGAUGACUUAGAAAAAUGCUCCCAUAGUAACGGAUGGCAAGCAGCCUCCAAGCACAUCUCGACUAGGUUGACUACGACUCCACCAGGAGAUCACAAUCCCAACUCUUCACUAGAGCAGAAGUUAGUCAAAAAUACGGAGGAAGCUAUCUCUGACUCGGAGCAAAAUAGCGCGAUUUCCGAUAACCCUUUGAUUAGUGGUGAAGGAUCGAAAAUCACGCAAGCACCCGAUGCUCGGCGUCUGUCAACCCACUCGGAAACUGGCAAAGACUGCACGAUAUCACAGACACCACUCUACGGUAAUACAUAUUCGAAAGUUCAACUCGGCCAUCCACAACCUAUUGUACAUUCAAUCCUACAGCGCACGUGCCGAGACAAAGCACAGUCUCCACCUGCUAAUCCGCCACGCCCGAAUUUACCAACAAAAAUUCACACCGGGAUUUAUCCGGAAGUGUCACUUUUAGGAAGAAUAAACAGAUCAGGUUUCUACGAGAUGGGACAAAAAAACAGAAGCGUCGUCGAAUGAUGACUAGAAUCCUGAAGAAUGAAAUCGUCAACCUACGAGAGAGUGAAAAGAAGUUGCAGCAGCACUUUGAAGGGGAAUUUACCCGGGUAGUACGUGCGCUGCAGGAAAUAUCUUUCAAAGGACUGAAACCGGGCGAUUGGGUCGCCUCUACAAAUGGCGCUGUUAGAGACGAUAUUAAGGGCAUCAAUAGCGCGAUAAGAGAAUGGAGCACCGGUGCAGUCAACAAGAACGCUCAACUGCUCAUCCAAGACACAUAUCUAGGAGAACACUCAGAAGUGAAAAAGGGGUUGUGGCAACAGCUUGCAAAAGUAAUGGUAUUUACGGACACGGAACUUCCUGGAAGGUUGCAUCCGGAAAAAGCAGGUAAACUCUUACUUACUGCCCUACUUUCACACAAUAUAUACUGGAGCAUUUUUUCAGAUCCUUUCUUUUUUCUUGGGGACAGUAGCUCAAGGUUGAAUAGCUUCUAUUCGAUAAGUCAAUCAUGUAUGGUCGCACAUUGUCAUCCUAUGCUAGGACUAACAGAUAUAGGGACUAACGAAGCGGCCCACAUAUGGCGCCCUGACACCUUGUGACUCUUUCCCCAAGAAUUCAAACACAAUCACAAAAUCAGAAGCUCUAGGCUACUCAUGCAAGCUUGCCUUGACAAAGUAGCAGAUUCUUAUGCUGAAGGGUUUGCUGCAAGUGCGGCUCGAUAUAUUUUCAGACUAGACUCGUCGGACGUUAUUAGCAAACUUUACAAAGUUUAUCGACAGGCUGCGAAUCUUUCUUACAACCUCUGGACCCGCAGGGUCCAUCUUAAAAUAACCACAUUGGAAGGUUUGGAAAAAUGUUCGAUGACAAGGAUCCGAAGACGAUUCUUCAUACUUCGGCAACCGAAGAUGAAGACAAGCUGACAGGUCAAGCUAUCACCAUAGUUGUGCACCCCCUAGUCGAAGCGUACGGAACCGAACAAGCAGAGCAUUUCGACCGCUCGCGGAUAUGGGGGCCUAGCUGAGGUAUGGUUGCACAAAUCUUCGCCAUGCGAGUCUCAAGUUCGUGGCUCGGAAUCACUAUGAGGGCAAUGUGUGGAAAUGGUAUGAUAACACGGGGCAAAAACGAUGGCAUUUCUCUUUGACAUAAUUCCUUGAAGGAAAAAGUAACGUUCACUGGAAGAAAAACACGACUGGAAUCCGUACUAUUU